Triplophysa rosa is the source of this 2395-nucleotide messenger RNA. RefSeq lists its product as uncharacterized. The transcript is spliced from 6 exons. Bases 650 to 2329 code for a protein of 559 amino acids. The record is from RefSeq and is a predicted model, not a curated record. NCBI's taxonomy places the organism in Eukaryota, Metazoa, Chordata, Actinopteri, Cypriniformes, Nemacheilidae.
UGUCAGGGUUGUCUGACCAAUGGGCUUCUAGCUUCUAUCCUCCGCCCAUAACACAAAGUUUCUGGAAAUGUUUUUGUAUGAUCUGUUCACAUAAGUUUCUUUAGCCUAAUUUAUAAAUCUGAGAUCUACACUUUAAAUUAAUGGUACAUAAAAGCAUGAAAGACACUUUUAAAUCAAUUGCUGUUUUUUGCAGUUUCCUUAGCUAAACAGGAAGUCACAUUUAAUGCACAUUAGGAAAUAAGUAUUGUAAGUAAGUCCCAUUACAAUUAGUUCAAAAUAAAAUAGUAAUUUAACACAUGUAAUGCACAUACAGUAUGCAUACUGUCGGAACAACAGCAUUAAUGCACUUAAAUUAUCUCGGCUGCUAUGAAAAGACGAAUCUUAAGAUAAGAUUUAAAAACAGGUUUUGCCAGUCAAGAGAGUGAAAGUUUACUGUAAAAGGAAAAGACCGACAGAAAAAACAAGAGGCUAAGAGUCUCUAAGGAAAUAGACAAGGUGUUUCACACAGGCUGCAGAGCUGUUCGGUAAAUGGUACAGACUCUGGAUUGACUCACAGAGACUGAAGAUUAUACAUGAAAUCCAGUGAAACCUAAAGUGAAGAAGCGACCGAAGGUUUGGCUCAGUAAUGGAAGAAUGAAGAUGAAAGACUAUGGAGAGACAAAUAUCUGAGAAUAAUGAUCUGCCGGACGAUGUUAAACUGGAGUCUAUGUUGAUGAAUCUGACUAUAAAUGAAAGUCCAAAAACACAUUUACAUGUGCACCCAGACACGACCAGUCAAAAUGUGUCUAGUUCUCUGGAGUUGGAAGAAGAAACAACUUGUGAAGAACAAAAUGAAUUGGAUAGCACAGUCAGGUCCGAUGUUGAUGAGGAAAUAACUAAAAAGUCAGAAACAAAGGACAUAAAUAAAGCUGAUGAAGAUUUCAAGGGUUUUCCAGAUGUGGUUCCUACAUUGGAAAGAAGAUUACCCCCUUUGUACAUUCAAACACGGAAGAAAGAUGAUAAAGAGCUUAGAAUGGAGGAACCCAUGGAGGCUGGAGCUGCAUUAUUGCAUAACAGUCAGAAGGAGAGUCCUUCUCAACGGUCAUGUACAUCCACAUUUUACCUUCCAAAGUCCUCGAAAAGAGAUGAUGUUUCACAAACAGAGUUGAAAGAUGAAGCUUGUGGUUCAGUCACUAAGUUAACUCGUCAAAGACAUGUAAAUGUUACAGGCAGGUCAAGAAGGUCUGCUUCUGAUCCAGAAGGUCCGUGUCUGAUCCAAAAGCCCAAAGAACCUAGACCUCUCUCAGCUCCAAGUGUUUCAAACUUGAAUGAAUAUGAAGAUCCAAUUGAAGGGUCAAUAAAAGACUCCGGCAACUUGAUCAAAGGAAGUUCCCCAACAGGACGAAAGGAUUCAUGCAUUGAAGAGAGCUUUGGAGAAUGGGAACAUGAUAUGUCCAAACUUCAAAAUAAAGGAAUGAAAAAUAAAGUGAAGACUUUUACUCAGAAAAUGGUGGGAAUGCUCAAGGAAAAACCCAAUCGUGUGCAUAUUGGCAGCAAGAGCAGUCAAGACAGUGUGGAAGAAGAGGCACAGUCUUUGAGUUCUAUGGAAAUGGAGGUUGAAGAACCAUUGAGUCCACCACCACUGCCACCCAAAAGGGGAAGAUAUGUUCACUUAAAAAGAAUGUUCACCUUAAGAGACUUUGAACUCAACCUUGAACCAAUCAACUUAAUGGAGGAAGUAUUCACUGGGGAGGAAUGGUUGCCUUAUCUGCCCAGCAAAACCAGUUCACCCCAGAAAGACGCUGGUAAACAAGCAAUGCCAGAUGAUGUUGUCCAUCCAGACAAAAAUACUGAGCUUCAUCAGAUGACAACAGAGCAGAACCAAACAGAGGAUGGAAAUGAAAAGCAGUCAGAUGUGAAACAAGACAUUAUUAAUGAAGAUGAUGAGACUAUAAGUGAGCUGGAUAAUAAAAGAAAAGAAAACAGACACUUGCCUGAAAGAGAAAUUGAGCCGAAUGCACACAUUUUUGCUAUUCCUAAAGCCCUGCUAUCAAAUGCUGCAAAACAACAAAGGCAACGCAGGAUAUCCAGUGAGACAAAUAACUCUGAUGAUGUCUAUGACUGUAUGGGCACGUUCGUGAUUCCCAAAUAUGACUUUCUAUUAAUGGAAAGGAGGUCAUUGGACGUUUAUCUGGACUUUUCAACAGUCAAGGCACUGGAAUUGUUGGACAACUCUGCCCUCAAAAGUCGAAUUCGUUUAAGCAAAAAGAGACCACACCGACCACCUAAAAAAUACAGAAAAGAAAAGGCACAAAGACUGAACAGCAAGUUCUACGAGAUUCCCUCUUAGUUCCUGUCAGAUUACACUGUCCUGAAAGCCUCAUCUUUCGACAAUAUGCCACUUUGACCACUCAAG